ACCAACGACGAAAUUUUCGAAAUGCCAUCGCCACCGACGACGACUUCUCUCUCCGUCACACAAACCAUAAACGGAUCACACAGCUUCACAAUCAAAGGCUAUUCUUUGGCUAAAGGAAUCGGGAUCGGAAAACACAUCGCCAGCGAUACUUUCACCGUCGGAGGCUAUCAAUGGGCAAUCUAUUUCUAUCCUGAUGGCAAGAAUCCUGAGGAUAAUUCGGCCUAUGUCUCCGUUUUCAUUGCUCUUGCUAGCGAUGGUACCGAUGUUAGGGCUCUCUUUGAGCUUUCUUUGCUUGAUCAGAGUGGUAAAGGGAAGCAUAAGGUUCAUAGCCACUUCGAUCGUGCUCUUGAGAGCGGUCCUUAUACACUCAAGUAUCGUGGCAGCAUGUGGGGCUACAAGCGCUUUUUUAGAAGACUUAUGCUGGAAACAUCUGAUUUUCUGAAGGAUGAUUGUUUGAAAAUUAAUUGUACUGUGGGAGUUGUGGUCUCAGAAAUAGAUUGCCCACGGUUACAUUCUAUUCAUGUCCCUGCAUCUGAUAUUGGAUCUCAUUUCGGGAUGCUUCUGGAGAAUGAGGACGGUUCAGAUAUAACUUUUAAUGUCUCUGGUGAAAAGUUCCGUGCUCACAGGUUAGUAUUGGCUGCUCGAUCUCCUGUCUUUGAAAGCGAGUUCCUCGAUGAUACUGGAGAAGAAGAUCGUGAUAUUGAAGUUACUGACAUGGAGCCUAAGGUUUUCAAGGCUUUGCUCCACUACAUAUACAAGGAUGCUCUCAUUGAAGAUGCAGAGUCAUCAUCAUCUUCCGGUUCAUCUGUUGGUCCAUCUGCAUCAGACACAUUAGCUGCAAAGCUACUAGGAGCCGCUGAUAAAUACAAGUUGCCUAGACUAAGUCUAAUGUGCGAGUCAGUGCUCUGCAAGGAUAUAUCAGUAGAUUCCGUUGCAAAUAUUUUGGCGCUUGCUGACCGCUACAAUGCUUCCGCCUUGAAAUCUGUUUGUCUGAAAUUCGCAGCAGAAAAUCUCAUCGCUGUUAUGAGGUCAGAUGGGUUUGAUUAUCUAAGGGAACACUGCCCAUCACUUCAGUCUGAACUUCUGAAAACAGUUGCGGGAUGCGAAGAGGAGUUAAGCGGAGGAGGAGGGAAGACGAGAAGCGUAUGGGGCCAAUUCUCAGACGGUGGAGCUGAGACAAAUGAGAGAAACGGAAGACAACCACAGACUUGGGGAGAUAUCAAUGGAGCAGCAGAGAGAAGCCAGAGUGUUUGGGUUGAAGUUGUGAACGCUAAUGCAAGCGGUAGAAACAAUAAUGACAACAAUAACAGUGAUGACCCAAUGGCAGAAGAUUGAGCAAAUAAAGGUAAUAAAAAAGCCAAAGGAAAAUCCGAGUAAGCUGAAGUUAGGAUCAGACAUCAUGAUGCGGAGAUCUUGUAACUUAGUGUGACCACUGUCGAAUGAUGUGGAUCAUAGGAGACGAUUUAGUGUUGUUGUUGUAUUACGCUUUUCUUGUAAUAAUUGGAGUCACUAUGA
Messenger RNA from Arabidopsis arenosa, 1515 nucleotides. NCBI's taxonomy places the organism in Eukaryota, Viridiplantae, Streptophyta, Magnoliopsida, Brassicales, Brassicaceae. The record is from the annotation of a GenBank genome assembly.